Molecule: messenger RNA, 2251 nt
Organism: Phlebotomus papatasi
Lineage: Eukaryota; Metazoa; Arthropoda; Insecta; Diptera; Psychodidae
Gene: Qsox1
Product: sulfhydryl oxidase 2
Exons: 2
Coding region: 230-2161 (643 amino acids)
Biological process (GO): protein folding
Cellular component (GO): Golgi membrane
Molecular function (GO): flavin-dependent sulfhydryl oxidase activity; protein disulfide isomerase activity
Source: RefSeq, a predicted model, not a curated record
AUUAUUGGUCUGUCAUGGAUUCUUAUCGUAUUUUUACGUGAGAGCUGUGCUAUUCCCCAUCAAUUUUUCCAACAAAUUAAACGCCUCGUCGUCUUGUCUUUCACCUUCAGUAUGUGAAAUGCUUCGUGAUAAGUCAUAUCAAGUGAUUCCCGUCAAUUUCAACUCAUCACUCAACUGUUAAAUAUUGCACUGUGCAAGUUAGUUUUUUUUAGUGGCAAUUCUAGUGAUAAUGAGGUUGUUUUUUGUGAUAGUUUUCUUGUCUUUGGGGUUAUUCGGUGGGGCUCUUGGUCGGGGCAUACCCUUUCUCAAGCAGUCACAAUCUCCGGCAGACUACAAUGGGUUGUACAUGAAUACGGAUGCUGUGGAUGAGUUAAUUGGCAAAGAGCAGUUUCGGAAUUGGGUCUUCCAGCAAAAGAGAGCAUCCUUUGUUGAAUUUUACAAUUCUUUCUGUGGCUUUUGCCGUCGUUUUGCCCCACAUUGGAUACAGUUGGGCGAGAAGACAAAAUCUUGGAGGGAUAUUGUGGCAAUCUCAGCAAUUGACUGUUCAUCAGAUGAAAACAGUGACGUAUGCAGAGAUUUUGAGGUAAUGUCCUAUCCCACGAUAAGAUACUUUCCGCCCAAUUAUGAAGAAGGCCCCAAGCAAAUCGGAAAAUCAGUAUUCCGACCAGACCACGAUACACUCAAGCAAGUGUUGAUAAACUUUUUAAUCAAUGAUGACCAAAAAUUGGCUUCGUGGCCAGAUCUUGAAGACGUAACAGCAGAUAGUGCUGCAGAACUAUUUACAAAAGCCCCUCAAAACAUCAAAAUUGUCUAUGUGAUCCUGGAAAAUGUGCAGGAUGCCAAUAAAAAUACCACAGGAGCUCAAGUGAUCCUGGAUCUUCAUGGACUCCAAGACACUUUAGUCAGAAGAGCGUCAUCCUUGGACUUUCUACAUCCACAGUCAAGCACUAGACCUGCACUUUUUGCCAUCCACCGCGAAGAUCUAGCCAUUGAAGAACUUUCCGGAAAGGACGGAGAGCCCACAAGGGAGAUCCUCAGAAAGAGUAUUCUGGCACAUUUGCAGAAAAAUAAUAUAGCCAUUCCACAGACAUCCCCAUCAAUAAAUUUGCAAACUGAAGAGACUGCCAUUCGAGACAAGGACAUCCCAGAUUGGAUUAAACACAAGCAAGACAAAGCUAUCCAGGACAAAGUGGCCCAAAUGAAGGAUGUCGUAUUUCAAGCAGAUCUCGAACAGGCUGUAAGAUUUAGUCUCUUUCAUGAAAUUCCACGAUACGGAACCAUUAAGGAUGAACGACUCCUGGCCCUCAAACGCUUCCUCUCAGUCCUCAGUCGAUACUUUCCAUUUGGGGACAAUGGACGCAAAUUCCUCAAAGACCUGGAAACAUAUGCAGCUCAAAAGGAACACUCAAUCUCAGGCGAGGAAUUUGAGAAUGAGGCAAAAAGGCUUGAGGAGACAAAUAGGCCAGUAUUCUCGUCAUCAAAGUUCGUAGCAUGCUACAGCGAAGUAGACGGUCUCAGGAGAUACCCAUGUAGCCUAUGGCUUCUAUUUCACCAUCUAACAGUAGCAGCAGUAGAUCAAAAUAUCUCAACAGAUCCCUUAGAAGUGCUUCAUGCCAUGCACGGAUACAUUAAGCACUUUUUCGGAUGCACAGACUGCAGCAAUCAUUUUCAGGAAAUGGCCAGGAAAAAUCGCAUGUUCUCAGUGGCAAGCCAAGACAAUGCCAUCCUGUGGCUAUGGUCUGCCCACAAUGAAGUUAAUAAGCGACUUUCCGGUGAUACCACUGAAGAUCCUGCUCAUCCCAAAAUCCAAUUCCCAAGUGCCACUGAAUGUCCUCAGUGUCGACGGGGCGAUAAUGCCUCCCACAAUGACGAAAGUGAAAUAUCGUGGGAUCGCACAGAGGUGCUUUUCUUCUUGCGACGCAUUCAUGCUGUCCAGAACAUUAGUCGUCUGGGCGUGGAUGAUGAAUCUGCCCUACCAGCCUCCCUGGAUGUCAUUCGUGCCAAAAGAUACGUGAGUAAUGUGUUCUCGGACAUUGACAUGCGAAUGGGUCUCCUGCUGUACGGUUUUUGCAUCUGCAUGCUCCUAGCGGCAGUUAGAUUGUUCCUCAAACGUGGCUAUAGGAAGAAGAUGUACAUUCACGAUCUCCUGGGCAAGGUCUAAUGGACGAGACUGCGGUCAAUUUGUGCGACAUUCGCAUCUUAUCGAGGUCAAAUGGAUUAACAAAUACAUACGGAAAGUACAUUGACGUAA